Molecule: messenger RNA, 614 nt
Organism: Balaenoptera acutorostrata (minke whale)
Lineage: Eukaryota; Metazoa; Chordata; Mammalia; Artiodactyla; Balaenopteridae
Gene: EFCAB10
Product: EF-hand calcium binding domain 10
Exons: 5
Coding region: 43-441 (132 amino acids)
Molecular function (GO): calcium ion binding
Source: RefSeq, a predicted model, not a curated record
GUGACGCUACCUGGUUGCCCAGCAACGUCCCAAUUUGGAGCGAUGGAGGCCAACAGCAGCAGGGAGCUCGAAGCCAGGAAUUAUUUGGAAAAACAUCGGAUUAUGGAGUUGCUGACCUAUCUCGCCAGCGCCCUCCUCUUUUUCCGGCCGGAAAAACCAAGAGAGUAUUUAAUAUCUAUAUUGGAACGGCUGAGAAUUGCCAAAGUAUCAGGCGUGGCUUUCCCUUUCUUUAUGGAUGACUCUAACAUUGCAGCCAUGUUUCAGAUGCUGGACUCCUCAAAUAAAGGAUCCAUAUCAUUUAUACAGUAUAAAGAAGCCCUAAAAACCCUGGGUCUGUGCACUGCAGAUGAAGUUUUAAAAGAUGAUGGACAUGGAAUAACUUGUGAAAAAUUCACGCGUGAAGUGAACAAGAGGACUCAGGAAAUAUGGUCAACAUUUUAAUAACACUUGGGAAAACAAAGGGAAAAGAUUCCGAGUCAUAUCGAAGUGCAGCUGAGCUGCUCCUCCUUCAUUGAAGUGAUUGGCAAGAAUAAUCUGAAAAAAAGGACAAUUCAUAUAGCAGUUACCUCUGUCAUCACAGCCCAAAAUACAGUCUACUCUUACUUACUUCUUGG